This is a messenger RNA of Podarcis lilfordi (Lilford's wall lizard), 4331 nucleotides long. Lineage: Eukaryota; Metazoa; Chordata; Lepidosauria; Squamata; Lacertidae. The record is from the annotation of a GenBank genome assembly.
GGCUCGGCGAAGAUUUCUAUCUCUUGGCAACUCUCGCCCUCUUUAGUGUCACACAUGCAAAGUUGCGGCUAAGGAAGGGGGGGACCGCGCUGGGCUCUGCCGUCUGCAGAAGGCAGCUCUGGCCGACGGGCUUUUCUUCCAGAGGGGGGGAGAGGCGGAGAGAGGGGACGCGGGGAGGCUGAGAGGCGCUGCUGGGCGCGGGUCGGGAAGCUGGAAGUUGGUGCGCUCGGGAGCGCGAAGGCGGCGGGGAUCCCCGGGCGGUUGUGUCUCCCUGGCGCUGCCGGUUGGGGCUGUGGGGCUGCUGCUGCGGCGAGGGAGCCGCCGAGCUCUCCUUGGACAGGGCGCUGGUUUUGUUAUGUCUCCAGGGGCUUGUGUACGCUUCAGCCGGGACAGUGUUUUGUAACAUUGGCAAGCGCUUGGGCGCAGCUGUCUCCUUUCGCACCAAGGCGCCGCCGCCGCCGCUUGUUAGAGGGGGCGCUCGCUGUUGCCAUUGUCCUGGCGGAGUCUCAAUCGCAACUUUCCGCAGGAGAAGAAACCCGCAAGAACUAGGGGAACAGGGUCCGGCUGCGCUUUGCAGAGAGGCCGAGGAGAGAUGGAUUGGUUGUCAUUUCGGUGGCUCAGGUACUUUAGGGCUUUCUCGGAAGCCACGGUUUCCUCCGCCCGGGGAUUUUAAUUUGUGCUGUGGGGAUUACGGCAGAAAAGGAAGAAAGGGCCGCGAUCACUUUGUGUUGACGCGUUCGAAAAGUAAACUAGAUUUACUUUCGCCUAGAGUUAGUUAAGCGGAUCAUUUACCGGGGGAAGGAAAGGCUGAAAAGUUCCAGGUAUUUUAGUUAGGAAACCUGCCUAGACAGUGCAAAUUGCCCAGUACUGCAUGACAGUUGCUGUCGGAGGGUUUCGUGUCAGGCUAUUUGUGGGAGUUAUUGAAGGCUAUCUGGAGGUUUAUAAAAUACCCAGGGUUUAUUUGGGGGGGGGAGAGGGGCGUAAUUCUGGAAAGGGCCCGGGUGCUGACAGCUAGUCCGAGGGGCGUUCCGUCGAGUAACCCGACCGCGUAACUCCGAGAGAGCCUUUGGGAAGCUGCUGCGCUUUUGCGCGCCUGGGGCUUCCCCGGGAGCGCGUCUCUGAGCCUUUCGGUUCUGCUUCCCCGUCAGGAUGGAGCUGAGGUCUGAGAUGCCCAGCGUGCCCUCGGCGCCCGCUCCGGUGCCGCCCAGCUCGGUGGCGGCGGCCGCGGCCGCAGCGGCGGCCAGCCUGCCGGUGAGCGUGGCCGGGAGCCUCCUGCGGGCGCCGCCGCUGCUCCUGCGCGCGGCCGAGAAGUACCCCCGCACGCCCAAGUGCGCCCGCUGCCGCAACCACGGCGUGGUCUCGGCGCUCAAGGGCCACAAGCGCUACUGCCGCUGGAAGGACUGCCUGUGCGCCAAGUGCACGCUCAUCGCCGAGCGCCAGCGCGUCAUGGCCGCCCAGGUGGCGCUGCGCCGGCAGCAGGCGCAGGAGGAGAACGAGGCCCGCGAGCUGCAGCUGCUCUACGGCACCGCCGAGGGGCUGGCCCUGGCCGCCGCCAACGGCAUCAUCCCGCCGCGGCCCGCCUACGAGGUCUUCGGCUCGGUGUGCAGCGCAGACGGAGGCACGGGGGGCUCAGGUGAGCAGGCACAGCCCGAUCCCGCCACCUUGGCUGGCCACGAGCGCCCGUCCCCCGCGGGGCACGAAGGGGAGUAAGCCGGGGGCCAGGGAGCAAGUCUCGCCGACCUCAGGGGGGCUUACUUCCCAAGAAACACGCUCGGAAUCUCACUGGUUUAAGCGGGGCCGAAAAGGGGAGUCCGCUGAAUCUCCAUAUAAUGUCCAGAACAGAGCUGACUUCAGCCGAGCGCGCAGAAAUUUAUAACUCGGCGCUCAUCUCACCCACUUUAAUCUGUCCAGCUUACUCAAGCACCAUUUCUCAAAUCCUUCCAUUCUUUGCCGUUCCUUCGCUUUUUCUACCAUUGCCUCUACACUUCUCCAAGUCACUCCUGGACAUACACGAACAACAGUUCUGAAUCUCCCUCCUCCCCUCCCUAUUUCCACCACUUAGCACCCUUUGCUCUCAUGUCUCCAUCCAUUCUCACUCCAUUUCGCUCUCCACACAUCGCACUUAUCUGUCCUAUGCACCCACGAACAACGCAUAUUUCAAUACUGUACUACUUGUUGGAAUUAAGUCCCAGUGAUUUCAGUGGGAGACAAUUUUACCCAAGCUGUUUAUGAUAGAUAGGAUGUUACCAGGUUGCUUAUAAAUGUGGUCCAUUGGAAACAACGGGUCUUAUUUCCAAACCAAAACUGAGGCAUAUAUAUUCCUCUUGUCUUUUAUAUACUCUGUCAAGCUCAGAAACUCCUUUAAACUUUCCUUCUCCAUACUUAUUCCCUGUCUACCCAUCUGUACAUGUAUUUACACCCCACCCACAAUUCCUUCCUUCCAGACCCAUCUAUGACCAGGGGUCACGGUCUCUAUUGUGGACCCAUUUUAUGGCUUGAAGCCUCUGUUCAUGCAGAAGCAAACAGGGGUCAGUUGGACUUAUUUCCAGGUAAGUAGGUUUAGGAUUGUAAGCGAUCGCUCUGGGGCAGGGAGCUCCGACAGCAACGCGCAUCAGCCUCGCGCUAGUUCUUUGCUCGACUUCUAGGGGAAGGCUCUUCCGCUGCCUCAGCCAAAGGAGAUUGCGAGAGAGAAUGGCGCCCUCUACCGACCCCCCAUCGAUCCGACCCUGCUAAAGAGGUGCCAGGUGGUGUGGAGAGCAGGGGCCUGGUUUGCUAAACUGGCUCGGCAAAGGGGGCCAAGGAAGGUGCUUUGGCGUCUGGCAAAUUGCGGGGUGGGGAUGAGGAAUAAGAGCUGCAAGAUAGGCAGCACUUUAUACACCCACUUUCCCCGGGUGUGUGUCGUGUGAGCCCCACAUAACUCAGUGGGGCUUAUUUCUGUGUUGACAUGUAUAGGGUUGGCAGGGCAAGUGCUGAAGAGAAUUAACCAGGCUGGUGGGCAGAUGCCUGGAGACGUGCGUGUCCCCUUGCGGGAGUGUGUGUAGUGAGUCCAGUUUGGGCAGGCUGCAUACUUCUCCGAAUGGAGCUCCCCGGCUGCCGCCAAGCACGAGGAGCGGCUGAGAAGUUCUCGGCCUGACCCCCAAACCCAGCUCCACCCCGUCGAGGCUGAGAACUUUUCAGGCGAUGGUCAGUGGUGGGGCUCACGCGUCUCUCUCCUUCUCUCUUUCUGUCUCCCCUCGGCAGAGGUCAAGCUGCAGAAGUUCGACCUGUUCCCCAAGACGCUGCUGACCACCCGGGCCGCCACCCCGCAGCAGGCCAAGCCCCUGUCUCCAGAUGGCACGGACGGCGCACCGGGCACCUCUUCCCCGGAGGCGGCCCGCCACGGCUGCGGCUCGGGCUCGGAGAACGGCGACGGCGAGUCCUCGCUCAGCUCGCCCGUCUCGAAGGGCGCCAAGGACGGCUGCGCGGCCGAGGAGGAGAGCCCCGGCUCCAUCAGCCCGCUGGGCUCCGACUCGGGCUGCUCUGAGGCGGAGCGCGAAGAAGCGGGCGCCCCUUCGCCCGGGCUGGCGGCGGCCGUAGCGGCGGCCGGAGGCAGCCGGCAGCAGCGGACGCCCUUGGACAUCCUGACGCGCGUCUUUCCCGCCCACAAGCGCAGCGUGCUGGAGCUGGUCCUGGCCGGCUGCGGCGGGGACGUGGUGCAGGCCAUCGAGCAGAUCCUCAACAACCACCACCAUCACCACCGCGGGGCGGGCAGCCCCGGCCAAGGCCUCGCCGUCGCGGCGGCCGCCGCCGCCUCAGGACUGAGCUCGGCGGGGCCCGAAAAGGCGAGCGACGAGAGCUGGGCUCGGGCUGCCGGGGACACGACGACAGGGCCUCUGGGCGGCCUGCAGCCUUCGCCCGCCGGCGCCGCCGCUCACCACCGCCCCCUGCUGGCCGGCGCCAUGACGCCCGCCAUCGGCGCGCUGGGCAGCCGCUCGGCCUUCUCGCCCCUGCAGCCCAACGCCACCCACUUCGGCGCGGCGGCGGCGGCCGAGGCCAGCGCCUACCCUCUGGGCACGCACCUGGGGCUGAGCCCGCUGCGCCUGGCCUACUCGGCGGCGGCGGCGCACAGCCGGGGCCUGGCCUUCAUGACGCCUUACUCCACAGCCGGGCUCAUGCCCACGCUGGGCUUCCGGCCGCCCAUGGAGUACGCCUUCAGCGACCUCAUGAGGGACAGAUCCGCCGCCGCCGCCGCAGCAGCCGCCGCUGCCGCCGCCGCCAGUGCGCACAAGGAGCAGGCCUACCCCAACGGGCUCUACGGGCCCUUAGUCAACAGCGCCCCAGAGAAGCAGUAG